Molecule: messenger RNA, 2019 nt
Organism: Paecilomyces variotii
Lineage: Eukaryota; Fungi; Ascomycota; Eurotiomycetes; Eurotiales; Thermoascaceae
Product: glutamyl-tRNA synthetase
Exons: 7
Coding region: 1-1863 (620 amino acids)
Biological process (GO): glutamyl-tRNA aminoacylation
Molecular function (GO): tRNA binding; ATP binding; glutamate-tRNA ligase activity
Source: RefSeq, a predicted model, not a curated record
AUGCGACGCGCUCCCCAAGGGCUAUUCGCCCGUCGAACGUGGAUUUGUGUCCAGUGCAGAGCCCACUCCGUCGCCGCCGCGCGCUCUGCGAAUCCCAGCGCUGGCAAGAAGAGUAAUGGAAAGCUCCCCGAUACGCCUGCUCGGACGCGUUUUGCACCAUCUCCUACCGGUUACCUCCAUCUUGGAUCAUUGAGGACGGCGCUGUUCAACUAUUUGCUGGCCAGGAGAACGGGCGGUCAAUUCCUUCUCCGCAUCGAAGAUACCGAUCAGAAAAGGACAAUCCCGGGCGCGGAGGAGAGAUUAUGCGAAGAUUUACAUUGGGCUGGGUUGCAAUGGGAUGAGGGACCUACCGUUGGAGGUCCGCAUGGCCCGUAUAGACAGUCAGAGCGGACAUCCCUCUAUCGAACCCACGCCCACGAGUUAAUAUCGAACGGCCAUGCAUACCGCUGCUUCUGCAGUCCCGAGCGACUGGAUACCCUUGCGAGACAUAGGAGCCAGGCAGGACUUCCUCCUGGAUAUGAUCGGACGUGUGCCAAUCUGUCAGCAGAGGAAUCGGAGGAAAGGGCCGCAAAGGGUGAAGCACAUGUCGUACGGUUGAAGGCAGACGGAUACCCCAUGUUUGAGGACCUUGUGUAUGGAAAGACUGGUCAGAACCGCCAGAAGCACAAAGUAGACUUCAUCGACCGUAUAUACGACGAUCCGAUCUUACUGAAGUCCGACGGUCAUCCUACUUACCAUCUGGCCAACGUGGUAGAUGAUCACACCAUGAAGAUUACGCACGUUAUUCGUGGUACUGAAUGGAUGCCCUCAACUCCAAUGCAUAUGGCUCUGUACGACGCUUUCAAAUGGACGCCGCCCAAGUUCGGCCAUGUUCCACUGUUGGUGGACAAGAACGGGCAGAAGCUGAGCAAGCGCAAUGCCGACAUUGAUAUCUCAUUCUUCAGAGAUAAGCAGGGAGUCUUGCCUGCGACUCUUGUGAACUUUGCUGCUCUGCUGGGAUGGUCGCAUACUCAGAAAUCAGACGUAUUCUCCCUUGAUGAGCUGGAACAGAUUUUCAACCUGAAAAUCACGAAAGGGAACGCAGUCGUCGCCUUCGAGAAGCUCUGGUUCCUGCAGAAGGCGCAUGCGCAACGGUACGCCACGACUGGUGGUCCUGUAUUCGAGGGAAUGGUUUCCAAGGUGUCAGAAGCUGCGAACAAUACAUGCCCGAUAACGGAACUUGGUCCAAUCCUACAAGGCCGUACGCUUCCUGAGUACGUGACACCAUUGCUUCGCGCAGACGCGAAAUCCUACACCAACGCCCAGGAGUUCGUCGAGCGCAAUCGCUCAUUCUUCACACCUACUCUCGACCGGGCACCAUACACACCAACGUCUAGCAAGAACCCCUCGACAACGCCUGGUUCUGAAACGCCCACCGUUCCCAUUUCCGCCCUCCACACCGCAGCAGCAGCAUUCAGCCUCGUUCCCGAAUCCCACUGGAACGCAGAAACCCACCGCUUCAACAUCUCCUCCUACGACGGCGCCUCCGCCCUCUCAGACACAACAUCAUCUUCUUCAGUCUCCGCACCCGAUGCAGCAACACCAGAAGAGGCAGAAAAGGCCCGCAUCGCCGCAGACAAGACCUUCAAGAAAGAACUAUAUCAUUACCUCCGCUGGGCUUUAUCCGCCGGUGCCCCUGGACCCGGUAUCCCUGAGACGAUGGAGAUUCUCGGACGGGCAGAGAGCGUGAAAAGACUCGAUGAAGCAAGACUUUUGACCACAGACGAAAGUUCCAAACGAGGUCUUUUCAGGGGAAAUCGGAGACCGAAGGGUGUGGAUCUCGAUGGUGAUACCUCGUGGAUGGGCUCGCUUGCGCCGCAGUAGCGAGAUCAGGAUUUGAAGGGAAAAAAGAAGGAAGAAGAAAAAGAGACAGAAAGUGAAAUGAUAUGAUAGGGCUACAGAUCUUCUCUCUGUAUUAUUAUUAUAGAUGAAUCAACUGGAAAAAUCUUGUACUAUAUACUAUACUUCCUUUUUUUCAAU